CGGAGCACCUAGCAAGGUAAACGGAUUCAGCAACACUGGAACUUAGGUCUUCACAGUGUUCUUAUAUUAUUUUCAAUUCAGUGCCGUUUACCACCAUUUGAAACUGGAUUCUGUCAUAUUUGUUCGCAUCAAUUAACAGAAAAGUUGUCUUCAUAAGUUUCAUUCAUCAACAAAAUCACGGCGAGGAUGACAGACACGGAGAUAGAGGGUCCGGGGAGACACAGGAUCGGUGAUGUGUUCGCAGAAUCGGCGGCAAAAAGAGAUGAUGUUUUUGAUGAAACGUACAAAGAGAAAGAAGGUCCUAAACCUUCAAUGAUACUCGUGUGGAGAAAUAUCAUAUUGAUGACUUUAUUGCACAUUGGAGCCGUGUACGGCAUCACCCUCGUCCCAUCUGCUCAUGUUUUGACCUGGGCUUGGUUUGUGUUUUGCUUUUUAACAAGUGCUUUAGGAGUGACUGCGGGGGCUCACCGGCUAUGGAGCCACAGGUCCUACAAGGCCUCGUUACCUCUCAGAAUCUUCCUUGCCACUGCCAACUCCAUGGCCUUUCAGAAUGAUAUCUUUGAAUGGGCUCGGGACCACAGAGUUCACCACAAGUUUUCAGAGACCGAUGCCGACCCGCACAACGCCGUCCGAGGGUUCUUCUUCGCCCACAUCGGUUGGCUCCUGGUGCGUAAACACCCGGACGUCAUUGAGAAGGGGAAGAAGCUGGAGCUCAGUGACCUGAAGGCUGACAAGGUCGUCAUGUUCCAGAGGAAGUAUUACAAGAUGUCAGUGGUGCUGAUGUGCUUCGCCAUCCCCAUGUUUGUUCCUUGGUGCCUGUGGGGAGAGAGCCUGUGGCUGGGCUACUUCGUGCCGGGUCUACUGAGGUACACCCUGGUACUGAACGCUACCUGGCUGGUCAACAGUGCUGCCCACAUGUGGGGAAACCGGCCCUACGACACCAACAUCAACCCCCGAGAGAACAAGUUUGUCACCCUUAGUGCCAUAGGUGAAGGGUUCCAUAACUAUCACCACACCUUCCCAUAUGAUUAUGCAUCAAGUGAGUUUGGCUGCAAACUGAACCUGACCACCUGUUUCAUCGACUUGAUGUGUUUCCUCGGCCUGGCAAAGGACCGCAAGAGAGUGUCCCCCGAAAUAGUGCUGGCCCGGGCUCAGCGCACUGGGGACAGAAGCACCCGGAACCGGAGUGGCUAGGAGGUUUUCCCCAAUCUCAAAAAAGCUCCAAAACAAAACCAAUGUAAAAAAAUAUAAAAAAAAUACAUAUAUAUAAAACCGACAAAAGUUUAGUUUGCAGUGUAAUUUUGAGAGAUGCUUCUCGAUCUUGUAGCUACAGUCACAGCUUCACUCUUCUCCUUUGUGAGCUUUUUACGGAUUUCCUAAAGAGUUCUUAAAGAUUCAUGUUAGCUUUUAAAAUAGGGACUUUAAAUCACCUUACGUUUUACUGUUUAAUUUCUUCUUCGCUGCAGCAAAUAGUCUGUUGUGUGAAAUGGUACAAAUCUGUCUGUUGCCAAAGCUGGUGUGCUGCCAUUGGUCGAGCCUCCCACAGUAGGCUGGAGAGGUGUUCAUGAGCUGUGAAUGCUUCUUCUACUGCAAUGUUACAUUGAUGUUGCAAAGGCAAUCAAUCCAGAGUUUCUCUUGAAUACUGCUGUCAAGUAUUAAAGGAGAGAUUGGAAAAAUAAGAAAGCUUUAAAAAAAAAAAAAAAAAAAACAUUUUAAACUUGUUUGUUGUGACACCUUUUAAAUCUCCCGUCUUGAAGUGAAACUGUCAGUUGUGUCCAUAGCUUUCAUGUAAUGUGGGUCAUGCAACCAAAACAGAUACUUUUCUAUUCUUAAAGUAACUGUCCAGUGAAAGUCUCACUUUUAAAAGGUCAUAUUCUGUUUACUCAAACCCAAAUAAUGUUGCGGACUCGUCCUAUACUUGUAUUUUUGGCCAAAACAUAAAUUGGGAGGAAGAAGAAAAAAAAACACUUCAAAAACUCCAAUUCAAACUUAUAUCUCAAACAAGACGGUUUAAAAAAGGCUUGCUAUUUCCUCAUAGAGUAUGAAGUGCUGGCCAAUCAGCGGUUUACUCACAUGAAUAUUUGUAAUGACCGGUAGACACGCCCACACCAUUCCAACACAGAAAAGCUGCUUUUGAACAGACUUCCUUUUUAAAUUGGAAGGAAAACUAUUUCAUAUUUCAUAAACAUUUGGAAGUUACUUUAAUACUCAGUGAUUUACUGGAUAUUAAUGAAGAAUAGAGUACUGAAACGUGGAAAACCAUGUUCCAUUUCAUAGAGUAUAUGAGAUUUAUUAGGUUUUAACUGACUUGGUUGUUAUUCAACAUUUGUUACAGUUUACAGCACAGUGUUUUAAAUGAUACGGAAGGAGUCUUACUCUAUUGAGAGGGGUCACAGUGGAGCUGGAUAAAUGACAGGGGUCACAGUGGAACUGGAUAAAUGAGAGGGGUCACAGUGGAGCUGGAUAAAUGAGAGGGGUCACAGUGGAGCUGGAUAAAUGAGAGGGGUCACAGUGGAACUGGAUAAAUGAGAGGGGUCACAGUGGAGCUGGAUAAAUGAGAGGGGUCAGAGUGGAGCUGGAUAAAUGAGAGGGGUCACAGUGGAACUGGAUAAAUGAGAGGGGUCACAGUGGAGCUGGAUAAAUGAGAGGGGUCAGAGUGGAGCUGGAUAAAUGAGAGGGGUCACAGUGGAGCUGGAUAAAUGACAGGGGUCACAGUGGAGCUGGAUAAAUGAGAGGGGUCACAGUGGAGCUGGAUAAAUGAGAGGGGUCACAGUGGAACUGGAUAAAUGAGAGGGGUCACAGUGGAGCUGGAUAAAUGAGAGGGGUCGCAGUGGAGCUGGAUAAAUGAGAGGGGUCGCAGUGGAGCUGGAUAAAUGAGAGGGGUCACAGUGGAACUGGAUAAAUGAGAGGGGUCACAGUGGAACUGGAUAAAUGAGAGGGGUCACAGUGGAACUGGAUAAAUGAGAGGGGUCACAGUGGAGCUGGAUAAAUGAGAGGGGUCACAGUGGAGCUGGAUAAAGCACAGGCAUGGCGGUAAUGUCACAAAAAGAGAUUUUAUACAUCUUAGAAAACAAAUGAAGAAUACAUGCUCCCCCUUCCUAGAUUGUCAAGCAGGUUAGAGCUAUACAAAAAAAAACAUAUAUAGUACAAAAUAUAUUUUUAUGUGCUGUUGCUUAUAGAAGCAGGGCUGAUUAACCACAUCUGGGGACCAAGGCAAGAGUAUUUUUGAAGCCCCCCCCCCCUCCCCUCAUGGCAGUGGAGCAAGACAUUUUUUUAAAAGCUAACUUCCUGCCAUUGUACACAUUUAGCCAUGGGGCAGAGAUAAAAAAUGUUCCGUUUUAAAGCUAAUUUCCCAGUUGGUAAUCCGGCCAUGAAUAUGAAACAGUCCUCUGUCUAUGCCAUGACCACUCUACUGUAGGCUGUGUAUACUUUUUACAAGCUAUUUGUAGUCUACAGCACUUUUUAAUUGCAUUGACAAAAAGACAACUCAAUAAAAAAAUGAUUUGUUGAUAAAAGUAAACUAGUAAAAGGUGAAUGUAAAAUGUAGUUGUUAGGAUUAUGGCCAUAAAAUGUACUUCUGAAUCCCUGAAGAGGGACCUGCAGUAUUUAUUUUUCCCUUUAUUUAACCAAGCAAGUCAGUUAAGAAUACAUUCUUAUUUUCAAUGACGGCCUAGGAACAGUGGGGUUAACUGGUCUAGGAACAGUGGGGUUAACUGGUCUAGGAACAGUGGGGUUAACUGGUCUAGGAACAGUGGGGUUAACUGGUCUAGGAACAGUGGGGUUAACUGGUCUAGGAACAGUGGGGUUAACUGGUCUAGGAACAGUGGGGUUAACUGGUCUAGGAACAGUGGGGUUAACUGGUCUAGGAACAGUGGGGUUAACUGGUCUAGGAACAGUGGGGUUAACUGGUCUAGGAACAGUGGGGUUAACUGGUCUAGGAACAGUGGGGUUAACUGGUCUAGGAACAGUGGGGUUAACUGGUCUAGGAACAGUGGGUUAACUGGUCGAGGAACAGUGGGGUUGACUGGUCGAGGAACAGUGGGUUAACUGGCCUAGGAACAGUGGGGUUAACUGGUCUAGGAACAGUGGGGUUAACUGGUCUCGGAACAGUGGGUUAACUGGUCUCGGAACAGUGGGUUAACUGGUCUCGGAACAGUGGGUUAACUGGUCGAGGAACAGUGGGGUUGACUGGUCUAGGAACAGUGGGGUUAACUGGUCUAGGAACAGUGGGUUAACUGGUCUAGGAACAGUGGGUUAACUGGUCUAGGAACAGUGGGUUAACUGGUCUAGGAACAGUGGGUUAACUGGUCGAGGAACAGUGGGGUUGACUGGUCUAGGAACAGUGGGGUUGACUGGUCGAGGAACAGUGGGGUUGACUGGUCGAGGAACAGUGGGGUUGACUGGUCGAGGAACAGUGGGUUAACUGGUCUAGGAACAGUGGGUUAACUGGCCUAGGAACAGUGGGGUUAACUGGCCUAGGAACAGUGGGGUUAACUGGUCUCGGAACAGUGGGUUAACUGGUCUCGGAACAGUGGGUUAACUGGUCUCGGAACAGUGGGUUAACUGGUCUAGGAACAGUGGGUUAACUGGUCGAGGAACAGUGGGGUUGACUGGUCUAGGAACAGUGGGGUUAACUGGUCUAGGAACAGUGGGUUAACUGGCCUAGGAACAGUGGGGUUAACUGGUCUAGGAACAGUGGGGUUAACUGGUCUCGGAACAGUGGGUUAACUGGUCUCGGAACAGUGGGUUAACUGGUCUAGGAACAGUGGGUUAACUGGUCGAGGAACAGUGGGGUUGACUGGUCUAGGAACAGUGGGGUUGACUGGUCGAGGAACAGUGGGGUUGACUGGUCUAGGAACAGUGGGGUUAACUGGUCUAGGAACAGUGGGGUUAACUGGUCUAGGAACAGUGGGGUUGACUGGUCGAGGAACAGUGGGGUUAACUGGUCGAGGAACAGUGGGGUUAAAUGCCUUGUUCAGGGGCAGAACGAUAGAUUUGUACCUUGUCAGCUCGGGGGUUUGAUCUAACAACCUUUCAGUUACUGGCCCAACGUUCUAACCACUAGGCUACCUGCCCCAGUAUCCCCAGCAUCAUAAUAUUUAACUUACUGAUAACACGCUUAUAUAAGGAGUUAAUCCACAUUUAGUUUAAAACAUUCACCAACUACUUUACGGUACAUUUCUUCCAUACCUUCCUCUCUGCCAUAACAUGAAAAUGUUAGUUGAUUUUUUCUCGUAAUAUUUGAUAAUAAAUCUAACUGCCCAAAUAAUAACACUUGAGUAAAUGAGGGGAUACAAAGUGUAUUGAAGCAGGUGCUUCCACACAGGUGUGGUUUCCCGAGUUAAUUAAACAAUUAACAUCCCAUAAUGCUUAGGGUCAUGCAUACAAAUGCUGGGCAGGCCAUUAUUAUGGUUACCAUGGCUACGUCCCCAUAAGAUGACAAUGCCCCCAUCCACAGGGCACGAGUGGUUUGAUGAGCAUGAAUACGAUGUAAACCAUGUGCCGUCUCAGUCACCAGAUCUCAACCCAAUUGAAGACUUACGGGAGAUUCUGAAGCGGCGCCUGAGACAGCGUUUUACACCGCCGCCGACAAAACACCAACUGGUGGAAUUUCUCCUAAAUGUGGUGUCGGAACCCUCCCAACAGAGUUCCAGACACGUGUAGAAUCUAUGCCAAGGUGAAGCUGUUCUGGCUCGUGGCGGGCCAGCGUUCUAUUGAGACGAUGUUGGUGUUGUUUUGAUUUUUGCCAGUUACCUCUAUGUGCCCAUAAUGUGCCAUUGGUUGGACAUUGUCUAGUGCAGCCUUACCAUAGAGACGUUAUUAGCCGCUUGUAGCUGGAUAAUGCUGUUUAGCAAGCUACUUAGGUCAUAAGAUUGUACAUGAUUUUUAAAACGUUUUCAGACAUUUAACAGACGGCUCUUAUCCAGAGCAACUUACAGGAGCAAUUAGAGUUAAGUGCCUUGCUCAAGGGCACAUCGGCAUAUUUUUUCCCACCUAGUCAGCUCUGGGAUUUGAACCAGUGGCCUUUUGGUUACUGGGCCAACGCUUAAAAGUGUGGUCUUUGUCAUAACCUAAACAACUGCCCUGAUUUCCCUGACACUAGCUAAAUAAAGUCAAUUAGUUGUUACCUGAGACAGUCGUAUAGCAUGCAAAAGAUAACAUUGACACGGAAGCAUUCUUGGUGAUGUGUUUUUCUCAGUAAGGUAGUAACACAUGCAGUAGGCCCAGGCGUUAUUUGGUCGAUAGAAGAUCUAGGGGCCUUUGGAUGUUCUACAGAGGCUCAGAUUGUGACUUAGGAGCUUGUUCAAUAGGGGAGUUACUUUUCAUUCAACUUGAAAGAUUCUGUUUGUAUGUUAACUUGACAAUGUUCUGUAUGCAUUUAUUGUGUAUUUUUUUUGCCAUUUGUGGUUUUCAUUUACUGAAAGAAAAUGGCAUGAAAAUGUAUUGCUUUUAAGUACUUUUUUCCUUUGGCAGUAGCACAGAACUUUAAAAUUAGUUAUUUGAGCACCUUUUUAAACAAUUUUAAAGGUUUGAAAGCAGCUAUUUUUAUCGCAAUAUCUAGCAUUUCUGGGUAACAAUUAACUACCUUACUGUGAUUGUUUUCAAUUAAAAUGGUCAAAAAGAAAAAUAGCUUUGUAGCAAAGAGUAAUUUCUCAAGCAAAUGUUUAGCUUGAACUGUCUGGAAGUGGUUCUGAGUGGGGAGGGGGAAACUGAAAACCAGCUGUUAUUGGCAGAGAGGUCUGGAACUCUCUUUCUUAUUGGUCGAUUAACUCAUUUACCACAUGGUGAUGUCACCAUGUGAGGCCAAAACUCCCUCUCACCAAAACAGGCUGAAAUUUCAGGCAGUCUUUUCAAACAGCUCUUACCACUAACAUGAUAUAUAUAUAUAUAACACAGGAAAUGACAUUGUUGACUGUACUUAAAAAAGACUGAGUCGGGAUACUCUACUACAGCCCAAUGCCUUAUGAUUACUUUAAUCCAUUCCUAAUCCUUUCUGUGUUCACAUCCCGUUUCGUUUGGUUAAAAACAGCCAAAGGCAGAAAUGACAGGUACCACAAUGCAGAUCUAAGUGUUUUAGCUCCAUCAGCUAUGAAUGAAUCGGUGGUUGACUGUAUUUAAUGUACUUUAGUGGACAAUGGCUGAGUCCGAUAGACGUGCCGAACUGAAGGAGGUACAGAGACAGGACAUGACAUCUGCAUGGACAUAAAGGGGCUUUAAUGUUAGCCUGGUCCCAGUUCCGGAUCGGUUUGUGCUGUACAUCCAAACAGCUGUAGGAGUUGGCUAUACAGCACACGUUGAUCUGGGAACAGGAUACUUUAAUGUGAAAUGCUCGUGAGAACUAAUCGUAGAGUUUUACUGAACUGCAAAUUAUUACAACAAGUCAUUCAAAUACUUCUCUUGCAGUAUUAUUCAACAAUCCCAAAAUAAAUAUGGUUAAUUCUGUCAUGUUGAGGGAAGCUAAACUGUUACCAUUCUUAUGUUCUGGUAUAUGUAAAAUGUGAAAUAUAUUCUGAAUUAAAAUUCAGAGAUAUUUUCAAUAAAUGUAUAAUUAAAUGAAUUGUUGUUGCUCUA
Molecule: messenger RNA, 7572 nt
Organism: Oncorhynchus masou masou (cherry salmon)
Lineage: Eukaryota; Metazoa; Chordata; Actinopteri; Salmoniformes; Salmonidae
Product: acyl-CoA desaturase-like
Exons: 6
Coding region: 187-1194 (335 amino acids)
Biological process (GO): response to fatty acid; monounsaturated fatty acid biosynthetic process; unsaturated fatty acid biosynthetic process
Cellular component (GO): endoplasmic reticulum membrane
Molecular function (GO): palmitoyl-CoA 9-desaturase activity; stearoyl-CoA 9-desaturase activity; iron ion binding
Source: RefSeq, a predicted model, not a curated record